Messenger RNA from Siniperca chuatsi (mandarin fish), 1824 nucleotides. RefSeq names its product ras-related protein ORAB-1-like. NCBI's taxonomy places the organism in Eukaryota, Metazoa, Chordata, Actinopteri, Centrarchiformes, Sinipercidae. The transcript has 6 exons. The record is from RefSeq and is a predicted model, not a curated record. The coding region runs from base 419 to 1030 and encodes 203 amino acids. Gene Ontology annotation, molecular function: GTP binding; GTPase activity.
CGUAAUCCCUCCCCGGGCUUGACAGUUCGCUGUUGCGGUAACGACACACUCAGCAAGAGGGAGAGAAAGGGCCGGCUGGCGAGACAUCGACCUAUAUCUGUUUAUUAGCUUUACGCUUACGGCUGCAGAACGAGCGAACAGUUCGUUUUAAAGAACAAGGCACCCGUAAAACCAAGCCACGUAUUUUGUCUUAUUCCUGACUUCGCUAACCAGCUGGCUAAUGUUAGCGGUUUCCUUGUUGGAGUUGCAGCCAUUUUGGAUUUUUACCGAGAAACAACUAACGUUAGCUGGCCGUGGUUCUGGGAGCAGCGUAAGCUAGCCACCGCUCCCGUUAACAAAAUUUAACAGCGCUGUUUAUCUGCAGACAGGGAGAAAGAGGCGUUUCACGAGAGGGGAUACACUAUACAACGAGUCAACAAUGAAUCCCGAAUAUGACUAUUUAUUCAAGCUGCUUCUGAUUGGUGACUCUGGUGUCGGAAAGUCUUGCCUUCUUCUCCGAUUUGCAGAUGACACAUACACAGAAAGUUACAUUAGCACUAUUGGUGUGGACUUCAAAAUACGAACCAUAGAACUAGAUGGAAAGACCAUUAAACUUCAGAUUUGGGACACGGCGGGUCAGGAGAGGUUUCGUACAAUCACUUCCAGCUACUACAGAGGUGCUCAUGGUAUCAUUGUAGUGUACGACGUCACAGACCAGGAGUCCUUCAACAAUGUCAAACAGUGGCUACAGGAGAUCGACCGCUAUGCCAGUGAAAAUGUCAACAAGCUAUUGGUUGGGAACAAGUGUGACCUGACGACAAAGAAGGUGGUGGAUUACACAACAGCAAAGGAGUUUGCAGACUCUCUGGGCAUCCCCUUUUUGGAAACCAGUGCCAAGAACGCCACCAAUGUGGAGCAGGCCUUCAUGACCAUGGCUGCUGAAAUCAAGAAGAGGAUGGGCCCCGGGGCCACAGCCGGAGGAGGGGAGAAGCCCAAUGUGAAGCUCACCCCCGGCACUACUGUCAAGCCUUCAUCAGGAGGAUGCUGCUGAGAGAGAAACCCCUUCCACUUUGACCCCCCACCCCCCCACCCCAGCAGGUCUGUCAGCCUGGUCGCCAUCCCCCUCAAACUCCACUGUGUCCCAUCUAAGGCCCGCCGCACCCAGACAGGACAGGGAAGACAUGAUUCACAACAUGUCGGUUUGAGAACAAGAGGAAGUUGCCUGUAUUUGUACUGUACAUAAUAUAGCCGCACUACCAAAAACAAAUAAAGCAUCCUUCUUGUCAUACUGUCCUGUUAUUGAUGACAAAUUCUACAGAUAGGUGAUCAUUUGACCAGGCCCUGACUCCCCCUCGCCCCCUAUCUCAGACCUCUCAGAGACUACUCUUUUAUUUGGCCCUCUGAAUGCAGGUUCAUGAGAACAGUGUGUGUGUGUGUGAGAGUGUGUCUGUUUCUCUGCAUUCCUACAGCGGGAUUGGUAAAUGGAUGGGUUUCAUUAAGGUUUCUGUUUCUCUUUUCGUUCAGUGAUUAUUUUGCUGUUUGUAUCAGCAUGUGUCUGUCAGUCUGCCAUUUGAAGGUGUGUGUUGUUUUUUUUUCCUCGCCAACCUCUGCACAGCAGUGUCUCACAGUCCAGCAUCUAAAGUCUAGUGCAACAGUAUAUGUACAUAAACAUUAUGUAUAUAUUAUGUCAGAUCUGACUUGCCUGUUCUGUAGUGUUCAGUACGUUAUUGGGAUAGUCUUGACUAUCUCUGCAUUAAAUUUGUGGCUGAAUACAACAAAGUUUGUUGCCCAACAUGUAACACUUUUGAAAAUGUAACAACAGAAAAUAAAUAUUGUACAACCAGA